AUGUCAUCAACGAAAGAUUUCGUGUUGGAGGUCACACCUUCGAUUGAGCAUGAUAUGAAGUGCCUCACAACGUUGAAUGUGUUGAAAUUUUCCGUCAAGCAUAGAGUCCCGCCACUAAUAUUUCGGGGUCGAUAUUGGCUUUUAUGCGGCUCUGCUAUUUGUCUCGUGAUAACGGGGGUAAAUUGUUACAAAAGGUGUCAUACUUGGGUUGAUUGGUGUAUCGUAUUAGUUCAGCUUGUUUUCAUCUUGUUGCUUUAUUUCAUUCAAGAGCCACGGGAUACAUUGACGAUCAUGAAGGGAAUUGGAGCUCAACUUGAGUCACGAAAGAUGUUGCCAUUUCAAAGCAGAACCAUUUUCAUACCCAUCAAUAAUGUGAUUGACUUGGUAAUACACGAGGGUUUCCAUAAUUAUGGUCAGGUUAUAUUUUACUUGUGCUUUUUGACAAAGAAUUUUCAAGUGGAGAGACCAGGAAAAGACAGUGUAAUUCAAGUUGUAUUUGGAGAAUUUUUUCCAAGGAAAGAUGUGUUGUUGACUGUUUUGAAAUUAAGUAGACAAUUGUUAUUUGGUGAAUCCAAGAGGUAUUGGAGGCGUGUGCCGGGUCAGGGUCUUAAGGAAUUGUCCAAACUCUCUGAGUGA
Lodderomyces parapsilosis is the source of this 636-nucleotide messenger RNA. RefSeq names its product phosphatidylinositol N-acetylglucosaminyltransferase. The record is from RefSeq and is a predicted model, not a curated record. NCBI's taxonomy places the organism in Eukaryota, Fungi, Ascomycota, Pichiomycetes, Serinales, Debaryomycetaceae. The transcript has a single exon. Bases 1 to 636 code for a protein of 211 amino acids. Gene Ontology annotation, cellular component: glycosylphosphatidylinositol-N-acetylglucosaminyltransferase (GPI-GnT) complex. Gene Ontology annotation, biological process: GPI anchor biosynthetic process.